CUGGCUGGCAUCAAUGCUGAUUUGGGGGACUCAGUGUACCAGGGUGCGUUGAAGGCGCUCGCUGGUGGCGACGCUUUACCUGCCCUGGAACUGCCGCCUGCUCCGCUACCAGCACCUUCGGUAGCCCUCGGCAUUGCCGGCGCCGCGGCAGCUGCAGAGUUCGACGCAGAGAUCGUCGGCGCCGCGCAGGGGGGCAUGGACAUCGACGGCUUCGAG
Prorocentrum cordatum is the source of this 216-nucleotide messenger RNA. NCBI's taxonomy places the organism in Eukaryota, Dinophyceae, Prorocentrales, Prorocentraceae. The record is from the annotation of a GenBank genome assembly.